AAGCGGAAGUAUUGGUUUUCUCUGAAUGAGUUGCAUUUCUAAAGUACUAAAAAAACAACAGCAGAGGACAUUGCAGCCGAUAAAUUGAACUUUUUAGUGUGCAAGUACUUUUUAUGUAUUUGAUUUUAGUAGCUACUUUCAAUUGGACACAUGCACUGCCAAAAGAGUUGAAGCAACUUUUCUAGUUUUGUAUAGUUUCGGGUGUGUUGCUCGAUAGUCCAUUGCUGUGGCUCAGCUGGGGUUUUCUUAGGUUUUGUUUAUUUUUGCAUCAACCUCGCUGGACCUGUCGGAAGGCAACGGAGUCAGCUUUGUAUGCCCUACACGAUACGUCUGAAUAAAACUGGACGCGUAAGAAGGCGCAAUACGCAGAUCUACUUAGGCUGGUGCGGCUUCGUUGUUGUGCCACCCGAGUCGCAACUUCUCGAUGGAUGUGCUGCUGGACUUCUCUGAGAGCAUCCGGGACUCGCCGGCCUUCAGGAUAAACUUAGAAGCAUGUGAGAAUGAAGUGACGGAACUGGAGAAACAUUUGGACAAGGUGGUCAAAUUAUGCUCCAAGAUGGUAGAAGCUGGCCAAGCAUACAAUGCUGCAAAUCAGCUUCUUGUGGAUGGACUUGAGGAGUUUCUUCAGUAUUACAAGAAAGACAGGAUAGUCAUGGCCUGCCUGUCUCAGUUCAAUCAAGGGCUGCGGGAGAUGAUCCAUUUCCACAUGAUGUUGUUUGACCAGGCACAGAGAUCACUAAUUCAACAAUUACAAUCUCAGCUUAUACAGUCAAUCCCUCAGCUAAAGGAAACUAGAAGAGAGUUCCUCAGAAUCAGAGAAGAUCUGGAUGUUGCAAUAGUCAAGAAUGCCCAGGUAUCCCGGAAUAAACCUCAGGAUGGAGAAAAAGCCAGUCAUCUCUUGCUAGCCACCCGAAAAUGUUUCCAGCACUUUGUCCUUGAUUAUGGACUGCAGUUGAACCAUUUCAAACUACAGCUGAAGCUGGAUAUUUUAAAUUCGAUAUUCUCUUAUUUCCAUGCCCAAUAUACAUUCUUUCACCAAGGCUACGACCUCCUCAAGGAUCUAGAACCAAGCAAGAAAAAAAUGGCAGAACAGCUAGCUCAGCUUACAACUGAUGUCACUACAAAGCGAAGAGAAGUGGACUAUGCUCAUCAGUUGUCUCAGCAGAAGGAUGUUUUAGAUGACAGCACCAACAACCCAAAGGAUAAGCUCACAGUUGAAGGCUACCUGUUUAAGAGGUCAAGGAAGAAAACAAAAGUUUGGAACAGAUACUGGUUUUCCAUCCAAAAUAACCAACUUGUAUAUGUGAAAUCUCACAAGGAAGACCCAGUCCUUAUGUUUGAUGAUUUGAGACUGUGCACUGUGAAAGCUUUGGACAACAUUGAACGUCGCUUUUCUUUUGAGGUGGUCUCUGUCCAAAAGAGCUGCAUGCUGCAAACUGAUACGGAAGGCCUGAGGAGGGCUUGGGUUGCAUCCAUUCAGGGCAGUAUUGAUAUGGCCUACCGGGACAAGACCGAAUCAACUUAUCCACAGGCUGUGCUCAGUCAACCUUCCCUUUCAGCCACUGAUGUUCAGCAAAACACAUCUUCUGGCAAGGCAUCUAUCUUAAGGGUUGUGCAGCAGGGAGGUGGGAACCAUCAGUGUUGUGACUGUGGGCAGCCUGAGCCACGGUGGGCCAGCAUUAACCUGGGCAUUACCCUCUGCAUUGAGUGUUCAGGGAUCCACAGGAGUCUUGGAGUUCAUCUCUCAAAGGUCCGUUCAGUCACUCUGGAUUCCUGGGAGCCAACACAGCUAAAGCUCCUCUGUGUCUUGGGCAAUGAUAUCAUCAACAGUAUAUAUGAAGCUAGAUGUUUUGAAGAAGGUGCUGUGAAAGUGACUGCGGCCAGCUCUUGGCAAGAAAAGGAGGCAUGGAUCAAAGCAAAGUAUGUUGAAAAGAGAUUUGUGAAGAAACCCUCAUUUUCCAUGCAAGGUCAAAGCUUGGUGGCAUCACAGACUGUCAGCAGUGAACAACAUCUUGGGUUGCAGCUGUAUCAGGCUGCACAGGAGGGCCACCUAGGUAAUAUGGCAGCCGCACUUGCUCAAGGAGCGGACAUCAAUUGGGCUAACAAGGAAGAGGAAGGACGCACACCAUUAAUCAGUGCUAUGCAUGGGGAUUCUCUCGUUGCUUGUGAAUUCCUUCUGCUGAAUGGUGCAAAUGUUAACUACCGAGAUAACUGUGGUCAAGGAGCUUUGCAUGCAGCAACCUAUAGAGGGCACACUGGCCAGGUCUGCCUGUUACUCAAGAGGGGAGCCAAUCAGUAUGCAGUCGAUGAGAGAGGACUAGAUCCAUUGAGUAUUGCAGUGGAAGCUGCGCAUGCAGACAUCGUAACGCUGUUACGGAUUGCCCGGAUGAAUGAGGAGAUGAGAGACUCGGAGGGGAUUUUUGGAUCACUAGGUGAUGAUGAAACAUUUCAAGAAAUCUUCCGCGAUUUCACCCAUAUGGCAUCCAACAACCCAGAAAAGCUUUCCCGCCGUCCCCUUAGAAAAGAGAGCAAGGAAAGCGAAGACCAAAAAGUGUCACCAGAUAGGACAGAUGGUGAGAAAGAAGAGGAGGGUGACUCGGCAGUAAGCCCUAAAGAGCCUGCUCAAGAUGUUUGUGAAGAAAUGGUCUCAUUAAAUUAGGAGAGAGAGACUCAGGAUGUGGGGAACAUCAACUCUUUAACACUUCUAAUCUCAUAGUUUUACAAUUCAUCUUCUUAAUAGCCUUUUGUAGGCUACUGGAACAGUCCUAUGGAGUCAUGCCUCACAUGUACGUUGUGUUUUGUACAGUCAGCAGCACCUUGUUUUCAAUAUUUUGAAAUGUAUAGAUUAAAUAGGACAAUGACAUCUUCACUUGACAAAGCCUUAACACAAUUAUGUUUUAAAGUAACAAGAUACAGAGUCCCCCCUAGGUUCCUGAUUCCUCCCUUGUGCCUCAGAGGCUGUGGGGAGAGGCGAGAGGCCCUUGUGACCCUAAAGCAGGUAAAGAAGUUGAGAUGGAAGGACUGACGGACAAGCUGCUUGUGAUCUACUAAGGACUUGGAGUAGACCUACUAGAAUUGUGCUGUGCUGUUGGAGACGCACAUUGGUUUAUAUUUGUAAUGUUAGUAGGAUUAUGGCAGGAGUUCCACUAACCUGAUCUCCAUGUAUGGGGGGUUCACUGUAUUGGGCUAAGCUUUACAUUGGAGGAGAUGACAGCACAUGAUAUGUUAUGGCAGCUGUCUUCUAGGAGGGAGGGUGUGGUGGCAGCAUGUAGUGAUUUAGAGAUGGGCGGGAGGGGACACUUCAGUUCCUCCUCACCUCCUGCUGAGAACAGCUGCAGGGCCAUAGUGACAUAAGCUACAAAAGGUGCUAUAUACAGUGCAUCUGGAAAGUAUUCACAGCGCAUCACUUUUUCCACAUUUUGUUAUGUUACAGCCUUAUUCCAAAAUGGGUUAAAUUAAUUUUUUUCCUCAGAAUUCUACACACAACACUCCAUAAUGGCAACGUGAAAAAAAGUUUACUUGAGAUUUUUGCAAAUUUAUUAAAAAUAAAAAAAUUGAGAAAGCACGUGUACAUAAGUAUUCACAAUCUUUGCCAUGAAGCUCAAAAUUGAGCUCAGGUGCAUCCUGUUUCCCCUGAUCAUCCUUGAGAUGUUUCUGCAGCGUAAUUGGAGUCCACCUGUGGUAAAUUCAGUUGAUUGGACAUGAUUUGGAAAGGCACACACCUGUCUAUAUAAGGUCCCACAGUUGACAGUUCAUGUCAGAGCACAAACCAAGCAUGAAGUCAAAGGAAUUGUCUGUAGACCUCCGAGACAGGAUUGUCUUGAGGCACAAAUCUGGGGAUAGUUACAGAAACAUUUCUGCUGCUUUGAAGGUCCCAAUGAGCACAGUGGCCUCCAUCAUCUGUAAGUGGAAGAAGUUCGAAACCACCAGGACUCUUCCUAGAGCUGGCAGGCCAUCUAAACUGAGCAAUUGGGGGAGAAGGGCCUUAGUCAGGGAGGUGACCAAGAACCCGAUGGUCACUCUGUCAGAGGUCCUCUGUGGAGAGAGGAGAACCUUCCAGAAGGACAACCAUCUCUGCAGGAAUCCACCAAUCAGGCCUGUAUGGUAGAGUGGCCAGACGGAAGCCACUCCUUAGUAAAAGGCAAAUGGCAGCCCGCCUGGAGUUUGCCAAAAGGCACCUGAAGGACUCUCAGACCAUGAGAAAUAAAAUUCUCUGGUCUGAUGAGACAAAGAUUGAACUCUUUGGUGUGAAUGCCAGGUGUCACGUUUGGAGGAAACCAGGCACCGCUCAUCACCGGACCAAUACCAUCCCUACAGUGAAGCAUGGUGGUGGCAGCAUCAUGCUGUGGGGAUGUUUUUCAGCGGCAGGAACUGGGAGACUAGUCAGGAUAAAGGGAAAGAUGACUGCAGCAAUGUACAGAGACAUCCUGGAUGAAAACCUGCUCCAGAGCACUCUUGACCUCAGACUGGGGCGACGGUUCAUCUUUCAGCAGGACAAUGACCCUAAGCACACAGCCAAGAUAUCAAAGGAGUGGCUUCAGGACAACUCUGUGAAUGUCCUUGAGUGGCCCAGCCAGAGCCCAGACUUGAAUCCGACUGAACAUCUCUGGAGAGAUCUUAAAAUGGCUGUGAACAGACGCUUCCCAUCCAACCUGAUGGAGCUUGAGAGGUGCUACAAAGAGGAGUGGGCGAAACUGGCCAAGGAUAGGUGUGCCAAGCUUGUGGCAUCAUAUUCAAAAAGACUUGAGGCUGUAAUUGCUGCCAAAGGUGCAUCGACAAAGUAUUGAGCAACGGCUGUGAAUACUAAUGUACAUGUGAUUUCUCAGUUUUUUUAUUUUUAAUAAAUUUGCAAAAACCUCAAGUAAACUUUUUUCACGUUGUCAUUAUGGGGUGUUGUGUGCAGAAUUCUGAGGAAAAAAAUGAAUUUAAUCCAUUUUGGAAUAAGGCUGUAACAUAACAAAAUGUGGAAAAAGUGAUGCGCUGUGAAUACUUUCCGGAUGCGCUGUAAAAUUAGUUUUAUUUUUUUCAGUAACCAAUACUUCCUUACAUAGAAAGGGUGCUCACUCCUCUUUACAGUGACUCCUAAGGUGAGCCUUCAGGGUUUUACUCCUCUCUGUUUUUGCAACAAGCUCGUAAUGGAGUGCAGCCAUCAUGCAAGACUUGUUUAAAAAUCAUAACAUAUACUCUGCUCAUUUUUUUUUUCCCUUCAAGCUUCAUUUUAUUUUAAUGAGUGCAUUUUAAAUACAAUUUUCAGAAAGCUACAUUUACAAAGUCCAACAUACCGAACACAAUUAACAAAACAAAUAUACAGAUAAAUUGAAAAUGUACAGUCUUUCAUUCUUUAUUUACAGUGAAGUAGCCGACAGCAUGCUGGCACCACCCUGUAGGUGAAGAUGUGCGAAACAAUGAGAGCGCGAGAGUACAGGGGUCAUUUCAAGAGGAUGAGCCUCCUCCGUGAUGUAGUCAAAAAGAGUGGUACAGUAGUUCAUAUCUUGUUCUCUUCUCAUCUGGAGAGCCACAGGUUUCUGGGAAAGUAAAA
Molecule: messenger RNA, 5539 nt
Organism: Erpetoichthys calabaricus (reedfish)
Lineage: Eukaryota; Metazoa; Chordata; Cladistia; Polypteriformes; Polypteridae
Product: BAR_ACAPs and ArfGap_ACAP domain-containing protein
Exons: 22
Coding region: 425-2659 (744 amino acids)
Cellular component (GO): cytoplasm
Molecular function (GO): GTPase activator activity; protein binding
Source: RefSeq, a predicted model, not a curated record